Messenger RNA from Nannochloropsis gaditana CCMP526, 1089 nucleotides. RefSeq names its product transmembrane protein 184c. The record is from RefSeq and is a predicted model, not a curated record. Gene Ontology annotation, molecular function: transporter activity. The transcript has 3 exons. Bases 1 to 1089 code for a protein of 362 amino acids. Gene Ontology annotation, biological process: transport.
AUGAAGCGGGACAUCGUAGAGACAGACUAUGAUGCGAGCGAUGAGGACAGCGACUGUGAUAGUCAGGGCGAGGAGGGAAUCCAAGUCAAUUUUGUUCUCACCAACUCAACGGACAAGCAUGAAAUGGCCUGGACCAUCGGUGGGGCUUUCGUUAUUGCGACGGUUCCCAUUUCACUCUUCCAAAUCUUCCAGCACCUCUCCAACUUUGUAGAGCCCAAGCAACAAACUCAUGUAAUUCGAAUGAUCUCCAUGGUACCGUUGUAUGCGAUUCAAAGUUGGUUCUCGCUCCGGUAUCAGAGCUUAAGCCUGUACACGCAAUGUGUGCGGGAAGCGUACGAAUCCUAUGUCAUAUACGCGUUCGUGCAAUAUCUCAUCAAUUACAUGGGCAGCGAGGCACAGCUUAUCAGAAAACUAGAAACCAAGCCUGCAGUCCUCGGUCGGCACAUGGCCCCGUUCUGUUGCCUUCCUCCGUGGUCGAUGGGUGCGGAGUUUCUGAAACGGUGUAAGGUAGGGGUGCUGCAAUAUCUGGGCGUGCGCCUAGCCACUCUUGUCUUAACGUUUGCCUUGGAAUCCUUGGACCUCUAUGCAGAGGGAGAAUAUACCGUCCGGCGCGGCUUUUUCUGGAUGACUGUGGCGAAUUGUAUUUCUCAGACCUGGGCUCUCUACAUCCUGAUCCUGUUCUACCAUGCCACCCACAAAGAGCUGAUUUCCAUCAACCCUUGCGGAAAAUUCUUCUCCGUCAAAUCUGUAGUUUUCGCGUCCUGGUGGCAGUCCCUUCUGAUCGGACUGAUGGUGCACCAGGGGACCAUUGGAGAGCUCGACAGUCAUUCGGCAGAGAUGGUGGCCAAGGCCAUUCAGGACCUACUGAUUUGCACCGAGAUGUUCAUGGCAGCGAUCGCAUUCACUUUCGCUUUUCCCGUCUCCGAUUUUGUCUCCCCAAUCGAGCCUCCAUAUUACAAAGACCCUGGUUCAGAUGCCCAAGACUCGUUCUGGGAGGGGGAGGGGGCGCUUCACAGGAGCUUGGGCGGGGUGGAGGGAGGUGGCCCUCUGAACUUGAUGGGGGACGAGAGCCCUACGGAUACCUGGUAG